GUUUCAAACACGCUGGAGGACAUAUUUUUCUUCAUUAAAUCAUACUUCAUAUUUUUAAUCAUUUUACACAUUUUCAAUUUCUUAAAAUGAAUUUUAUAUUUUCAAAAUAUAUGAAAUGAUCGGGACUUAUUCCAACUUUUGACUUUCAUCCCGAUGCACAUCGAAAAAAACAAAACAAUGGCCACAGAUCGGCCAUGUGGUCCGAACAUAUUGAUAACAGGAACUCCUGGUACAGGAAAAUCAACCUUGGCAGAAGAACUAGCACAAAGGGCAAGUCUGAACUACAUUAACAUUGGUGAUUUGGCAAAAGAAGGCAACCUGUAUGAAGGAUUCGACCAACAGUACAACUGUCCAAUAAUAGAUGAAGAUAGGGUUCUUGAUGAAUUAGAAGAUCAAAUGGGACAAGGUGGUAAUGUCAUAGAUUAUCAUGGUUGUGAAUUCUUCCCUGAACGUUGGUUUGAUAUUGUGUUUGUUCUUAGGACAGAUAAUCCUAUUCUGUAUACAAGAUUAGAAAGCAGAGGUUACAAUGGAAAGAAGUUAGAAGAUAAUAUACAGUGUGAAAUAUUUCAGACAAUUUUAGAGGAAGCUAGAGACUCGUAUAAAACAGAAAUAGUGCAUGAACUAGCCAGUAAUACUCCAGACGAUAUGGAAGAUAACUUAGAUAAAAUUCUAUCAUGGAUAGAGCAAUGGAAAAAUACACACUAGCACCAAAUCAUUGACUCCCUUCUGUUAAUUAAUACCCCCUAUUAAGUCAAGUAUGGGCAUAUAUUGAUCAAUGUAAAUGCGGGGUUGUCCGUCCACAAAUUGCAUGUUAUCAUCUGACUAGAUUUUCUUGAAACUAUCAGGGAAUAAUUAAUAUCCAAUGGGUUUAAUCCUCUUUCCCUUUAAUUUUUCUUUUUAAAUAUUUGGAUCCUUUGCAUUACAAAACUUUGCCAUAUUGAUACAAAAAGGGGAUACAAAUUUGCAAUAUUGAUAUAAAUUUAAGAGGGUAUACAUUUUAAGCUCUGUUCAUGGUUUUCUAGCUAUAUAUAUAGUUUAUUAUAAUUUACAUGACAAUAUUAUUGGUUUCCCACAUAUAUAGACUAAUGAAGAUCCCUUUUGUGUUUAUGCUGGUUUGAGCUUUAAAGUAAAUGUUAUAAGCAAAAUGUUAAAAUUACUUAUAAGAUUAAAUGUUAGAUUAAGACAAUGAUAUUUUAGUGCAAAAAGGUUAUCUUCAUAACUGUUAUUAUGUAUUUUAAAGUGUUUUCGUGAACUUAACAGUUAUUGCUAGAACAUAUAAUGUAUUUUUUUAAAUUAUUCUUCCCUCUGCAAGGAAAACAAUUUGAAUACAUUAAGGAAUGAGAAUUAAUCAUUCAAUUUGUUUAUAAAAUGAGCAGCAUCAUAUAGAAAUCAACCUUAUGCAAGUGCAAGUUUACAUAUAUACAUAUAUGAUAUUUUGAUUGGUUUGCCGACCGUGCAAGGGCUGUAUAGCCAGUCAAGGUCGUUGAAAACUUCCAUUUGUUGAUUGGUUUUGGAACGAUAAAAGAUGAAUUUGGGUAUUAUUUCUAGGGUUCUUGUGUCAACUCAAUGUUCAAACAGUUACAGAAUUUACAUACAGAUUGUUUUGCAAUCCAAAAAAUAAGUAAACAGAUGUAUGAAUAUUCAUUUGCAUAAUGUCAAUUUAAUCCAAAGCAGAACCAUUGUUGUUAAAGGGACUUAUUUAAGCACUUGUAUUAAAUUUAUCCUGUUUAUGGGAUAUGAUACAAAGUAUAAUUAUUUUUUUUAACACCUAGUCCUAGGCAAGAUGUGAGGUUUUGCCAUCAAUUGGUAAUCUUUUGUCAAUCUCUUUAUCAAAAUGAUUUCUAAUGAAUGCAAUGAACCAAGUUGGGGAAAACUUUGCCCAUAAUUUUCACUAAAGGAGGUUGCCUUCUUUGAAAUAAUGUACUUACAUCUUAACUAAUAAGUUGACUCAGCUUCCAUGACAAAAGUAAUACAAAGAGAUAAAGCUGACAUGGAACUCCAAACAAAUCUACAUACGGCCAUUAAUAUGGUACAUAACACCUCCACUAAAAUUUAUUUGGCACUUUAAAUUUUGACGAAAUAUUUACUUAGACCAUUUGACAAAAAAUAUUAA
Messenger RNA from Mytilus trossulus (common blue mussel), 2113 nucleotides. RefSeq names its product adenylate kinase isoenzyme 6-like. Lineage: Eukaryota; Metazoa; Mollusca; Bivalvia; Mytilida; Mytilidae. The transcript has 4 exons. The coding region runs from base 154 to 705 and encodes 183 amino acids. The record is from RefSeq and is a predicted model, not a curated record. Gene Ontology annotation, molecular function: AMP kinase activity; ATP hydrolysis activity; ATP binding. Gene Ontology annotation, cellular component: nucleus; cytoplasm.